Molecule: messenger RNA, 522 nt
Organism: Beta vulgaris subsp. vulgaris (sugar beet)
Lineage: Eukaryota; Viridiplantae; Streptophyta; Magnoliopsida; Caryophyllales; Amaranthaceae
Exons: 1
Coding region: 1-522 (173 amino acids)
Source: RefSeq, a predicted model, not a curated record
AUGGAGUGGAAAGUGGAUUUGAUCGAAGAAAUGUUUGAUGAACGAGAUAGAUUAUGCAUUCUUGCCAUCUCUUUAACCCUCCCAGCACCUAAAGAUGAGUUAACUUGGGAUUUUGCUAAGGAUGGGCAAUACACUAUUAAAACAGCCUACAUGUUGGGUAAAGGAGGUAAUCUUGAUAAUUUUCAUAGAGCUUGGGUUGACAUUUGGAGCUUAGCUGUGAGUCCCAAGGUGCGCCAUUUUCUUUGGUGCUUAUGCACCAACACGCUCCCUGUUCGCGCUCUUCUACAACAUCGAUAUUUAGAUGAAGACGUCGGCUUCCCUUGGGACUAUGGAGAGGCCGAAACUAAUGUUCAUGCCAUCUUUGGUUGCUCGAGGUUCGAGGUGUUGUGGCAAGAAAGUGGGUGUGCGGAGCUAGGGAGGUUGGAUAGAGAUCUCUCUAUGUGCAACAACUUAGAAAGGUGGAAGCAACUUGAUAAGCAGGUGAGAGUCAAAGGAGCAUUUCUUAUGUGGUGCAUUUGGUGA